This is a messenger RNA of Oikopleura dioica, 2424 nucleotides long. NCBI's taxonomy places the organism in Eukaryota, Metazoa, Chordata, Appendicularia, Copelata, Oikopleuridae. The record is from the annotation of a GenBank genome assembly.
AUGCUAAUCAGUCAGGCAAUCAUACAGUUGUUGCAAACAGACAAUGACAGGGCGCUUGAUAAUGCGAUAAAGGAGAAUCCGAGGUUGAUCAGUUUGCGAAAUGAACAGAGUUUAACCCUUCUCCACCUUGCCGCGCAGCUGAACAAGUUGAACUGCAGCCUGGUCCUCUUGUAUAGAGGCGCUGACCCUUUUGCGACGCUGCCAAAGAAUGAAUGGACGCCUCUGCAUUGCGCAGCCCAGCGGGAUGCUCAUAAUUUAAUCCAAGCUUACACAAAAUACAAGCUUCCCUUGGACGCAGUCGAUGCAAAGGGAAGAACGGCUCUUCAUAUCGCGGCCAGUCAUGGCGCAGAGAACUUCAUCAGAAGCGCUUUGGAGAGCGGGAUGGACGUUGACACUGUCAAUUCUUCUCUGAUGUCGAAGGGUUGGAGUCCGCUUCACUACGCAUGCUGGCAUGGUGAGACUGAUUGUGUGGAGACCCUGCUCCGAUUCAAAGCUGAUGUGAUGGCGACUGAUAAGGACGGAUUUAGUGGCCUCCAUCUGGCCGUAGAGUCUGGUGAUAUUGCAUCCGUCAAGUUGCUUCUUGAAAGCAUGAAAACAAAGUUCACCGAGUCCGGCUGGAGCCAACUACUCGAAGAAGUGAAAGAAAUCGCCCUGCGAGUAAACAAGCACAUGGCCGAAUUUAUCGAACGAUGGAAUCUGCCUUACGAAAAAUUAAUGAAAAACGAAGCAUUUCCUCUUCAUGCCGCUGUCGCCUCCGGAAACGAUGAAGCACUGAAGAAUCUUCUCGCAACAUUUGGCGUGAACGAAAAAAACGCUCAGGGAGAGACGUGCUUGCACCUUACCGCGAAGAAUGGACUCGUUAAUACGGCGAAAAUUCUGCUUGAAAAUGGCGCUGACUUGACGAUUCUAUCCCGGGCGAAAGAAACUGCGCUGGAUGUCGCUAUCAAAACGAAAAAUGACAAGCAUAAAAUACCUCGCGUCGCUCUUCAAGCUCUUGUUGUACUGGAUGCAGCAACUUCAAACUCAGGCCGAGAAUUCCAGCGAAACGUAUGCAGCCAAGAAUUUAUCAAUGAACUGAGGCCCAUCGUUGGCAGAAACGACCUUGUCGGCGAAAAGUGCAAAGAACUGAUUCUCAAAUGGACCAAAGAGUUUGAGCACGAUAGCGAACUUUCAAUGAUCGUUAGCUUCUAUCAUUUCUUACGCGCAAACGGGACGCAUUUCCCGGAGCCGAAAAGCGAACGGCGGCAAAUGACAACAAAUCCAGAUGCAGUCGACAGUCAAAAAGAAGCGGAUGAUUUAGCUCUCGCCCUUCAACUGAGUCUCCAAGAAGAAGAAGCAAAGAAACAGACAACAAAGGUGAAACAACAAACGCCUAGCUUGUACUACUCGACUCUUCAAACCUCGCCAAACGCUGAAAAGGCCGUCAAAGUCAAGGCGCUGUACGACUUCGAAGCGGUGGAGGACAAUGAGCUGACUUUCAAAGCAAACGACAUUAUCACGCUGAUUGAAGAGUGUGAUCCAAACUGGUGGGAGGGAUCGCUCAAUGGAAAAUCCGGUUUAUUCCCAGCGAAUUUCGUAACCAAAACGCUUGAUCAGAAAACAGAGCCGCCCAAGAAGUCUGAGAACAAAGUCGUUAUCAAAGUCGACGAGGCCUUGCUCGAUAAGACUCUUGAACAGGUCGAGUCUGCUGAUCCGUCAGAAGAAAAGGACUCUGCUGAAAUGCUACAGAACGAAGAGAUCUGCUCUAAAAUGGGUGCUAUUAUUGAUUCAAAAUUGUCUGAAAUGGAUACUGAGCAGCUGGAACUGACACAAUUAAAUGAAAAGAUUUUACAAUGUCUGCAGCUUUACGACUCCUUGAUGCAGGAUCAACUCUCGACGAUGAAUUCAUCUUACAUACCACAGCUGACCAACUCUAUGGCUUCAAUGUCUAUGCAGUAUGCACCUGGCCAACAAUACGCUCCUCAACAAGUUCACCAAUACUCUCAAGGCUACCAGCCAGUAGAGACCCCCCAGCCUGCGGAAAUGAACCAACACAUAAACCAGCAAGCCUAUCAAUCUCAGAUCCAGAGUCGAGGAUAUACGAUGGGAAAUCUCCCGCCAAAUGCAUCCGCACAAAACAUGUUCGCCACGCAGCCUCAAGCGAAUUUCCAUCCGCAACAACAGCAAUAUUUUACUCCACCGCCUAGUGCGUACAGUACCGGAUCUCCCUAUAACGGACCCUAUGAGCCCACCGCUCCACCACCGACACCACCAGUAACGGAUGCUUCGCUCCUACAGCACCAUCAACAAGUUCCACAACAUCAGCAACAAGCAGCGGGAGCCUACCAGCAGCAACCAAUGCCCUCUUACCAGGCUGGCAUUGAACCACCUUCUGGUGGAUCUAAUCAAGCAGCACCACCUACUCAAGCACAAAAUUUGUUGUGA